This is a messenger RNA of Telopea speciosissima, 876 nucleotides long. RefSeq lists its product as uncharacterized. Bases 1 to 876 code for a protein of 291 amino acids. NCBI's taxonomy places the organism in Eukaryota, Viridiplantae, Streptophyta, Magnoliopsida, Proteales, Proteaceae. The transcript has a single exon. The record is from RefSeq and is a predicted model, not a curated record.
AUGGCUAGGGAUUUUCUUGGAAGGAGUGCAGGCAUUGGGAUCGAUCUGGGAGUCUUCCUAGGUUUCCCCCCUGCACAGCAUCAUGAUCUAGAGACUACUAGGGUUCGCAGAACUUUUACUGAGGUGGCUCAACCUUGGUUACCAGAGAUUGAGACUUUACCGUCGCCGAUCCAGGAUGGCAAUUUGACGCGUGUCAAGAUUCUGCAAGCAGCGUACGUGGAGCAGGUAAACAAACAUAAAUUCUCUCUUAUAGGGAGGUUGAACUUUCGCUCCACGACGAUGGAGGAGCUGCGGAGAGCUUCAAAGCAAUGGGCGUUGAAAGGGGAGGUGAUUAUGUGUUCUAUUGGCAAGGGGUUCGUGGUUUUUCAUUUUAGCAACGCCGACGAUAUGACCAACAUCUGGAGGAGAGGACCACUGCGGGUGGGAGGACGAAGUUUGCACUUCCAGCAGUGGCAUAAAGAUUUUAUAGUAGAAGAUCAAGCCCUGAUGCACCGCUUGUCGUGGAUUCAUUUGCUAAAUUUGCCGCAGGAAUACUGGCAUAGUGACAUUCUUCUUUCCAUCACAAAAGUUGUGGGAAGGCCGAUCGCCAUCGAUAAAAAGACGAUGAGUUCUACCUACGGUCACUUUGCUCGGGUUUGUGUUGAUAUCGAUGAUUCCCUUCCUAGGGUUGAAGAGGUUUAUGUAGAGAGGGAACAAGCAGGGUUGUCGGAGCUCUUUGUGUUCAGGCAACCGGUGGAGUUUGAAGCCCCUCCAACUAGGUGUAUUGGGUGUAAGCAUUUUGGCCACCAAGUGGAUGCAUGCCCCAGGAAAGAGCAAGUUGUUACAGUGGCUAAAGAGGUCCCCAGUGCUACCUUUGGGAAUGAUCUGCCUAAGUAG